Messenger RNA from Penicillium chermesinum, 1026 nucleotides. RefSeq lists its product as uncharacterized. Gene Ontology annotation, molecular function: oxidoreductase activity. The transcript is spliced from 2 exons. Bases 1 to 1026 code for a protein of 341 amino acids. NCBI's taxonomy places the organism in Eukaryota, Fungi, Ascomycota, Eurotiomycetes, Eurotiales, Aspergillaceae. The record is from RefSeq and is a predicted model, not a curated record.
AUGCCUCGCCAACUUAUUAUGAAGCAAAAGAAGCCCAAAGGUGGUCAGGUCUGGUACCCGCUUCAGCUCAACCUCGUCCCAAAACCCACGCCCGGGCCCAAUGAGCUCGUUGUGAAGAUCGAGGCCGCGGCGUUGAACCACCGCGAGAUCUUCCAACGUCAGAAUCUAUACCCAAAGGUUUCAUUUCGUGCUCCUAUGAUGUCUGACGGCUGUGGGACCGUUAUUGAGGAAGGUCCGGGCUGCCAGACGGGUCUUCUCAACAAACGUGUCAUUAUGACAGUCUGUCGGGGAUGGAAGACUAGUCAAGAAGGCCCGGAAGAUUGGGAAAACUUCGACACGGUCGGCGGAACAGAGCCUCACUACCACCUGGGCAUGGCGCAAGACUACUUGCUCGUCCACGAAGACGAGGUUGAGCCCGCCCCCGAACAUCUCACCUCCAUCGAGGCCGCGGCUCUCCCAGGUUGUGGAAUUACUGCGUGGCGCGCCCUGAUGACCAAGUCCGGUAACGCCCUGCCCGGCCGCAAUAUCCUCAUCACGGGGAUUGGUGGUGGUGCGGCGUUACAGACGAUGCAGAUGGCGCUCGCAAUCGGCUGUAACGUCUAUGUGACCUCGGGUUCAGAGGAGAAGCUCGAGAAAGCGAAAGCACUGGGUGCCAAGGCUUUGAGCAAGCUCCUUCCCGCAGACCGCCCCUAUAUCGACGCUGUCAUUGAUAGCGCCGGUGGAGAUAUCGUGAUUAAGUCAGUGAACAUCCUCAAGCCUGGAGGCAUUAUCACGAUGUAUGGCAUGACUCUCGCCCCGAUUUUGGACUGGCCCAUGCAAGCUAUCUUCAAGAACAUCGAGUUGCGGGGAAGCACUUUGGGAUCCCGGACCGAGUUUCACGACAUGGUCAAUUUCAUCAAAGAGAAAAAGAUCACGCCCAUCAUCAGCCGAACUGUACAAGGACUAGACUGCGUGGACGCUAUUGAUGGAUUAAUGGACGAUAUGAAGACUGGCGUGCAUUUUGGAAAGCUCGUUGUGGAAAUAUAA